ACCGCUUGCGCCGCGUUCAGUCUGUAGAAAGCCAUCGACCGGUCAAGCGUCUAGUCCCCGCAAGUCUCGUUCCGCUCAGAAUUUCUCUUGUAAAACAGCUCCGUGGUGUGAGUGAAAUUUGUUGGAAGCUUCUGCUUUGUGUCGCGUACUGCCAAAUCGAAAUUCGGAAGUAAAUCCGCUUUUCUUGCCUCUCGAAAAGAUAGGAAAUUGGGUCUGAAGUUCCAGCGAAAAUCUGCGACUUCGGUAUCGAUUUUUGUGUCCGGUUUCUCGAGUGUGUGAUAGUGUUGAACGGAUUUUUCCCCGUGAGUGCGUUAGCAGCCAAGCAAGCAAGAAAAAAAGAUGGCAGCCGUUAGUUUCGACGAGAAAGUCCUUGCCGCAAAGAAAAUCAUUUGCGACAUUGAGGGUACCACCUCUUCCAUCAGUUUCGUAAAGGACGUUCUGUUCCCUUACGCGCUGAAGCACGUCGAAGAAUACCUCAAGAGCCACUGGAGCGAGGAUGCGACCAAAACGGUUGUUGCCGCUCUGCGCGAACAAGCCGACGAGGACAAGAAAGCCGAGGUCGAAGGCGUUGUGACCAUCCCAGCUGAGGAUUCCGAAGACAUCAUCCCAGACGUUGUCAAGAACGUCGAAUGGCAAAUGUCCCAGGACCGUAAGACCGGUGCACUGAAAACUCUGCAGGGUCUGGUCUGGGCUCAGGGCUACAAAGAUGGAACCAUCAAGGGACACGUUUACGAAGAUGUCAAGAAAGCCUUGGAACAGUGGAACGAGAGUGGUCGCAAAGUCUACAUCUACUCGAGCGGAAGCGUCGAUGCACAGAAAAUGCUCUUCGAGCACAGCGAACAGGGUGAUCUGGUCAAAUACCUUGCUGGAUACUACGAUACCAAGAUCGGCGCCAAGCAAGAGAAGAACAGCUAUGAAGCUCUCCUAAAGAACAUCGAGGCCACCGGCGAGGAAGCUCUCUUUUUGACCGACGUUGUAGCCGAGGCUAAAGCCGCCAAGGAAGCUGGCUUGAAUGUGGUGGUCCUGGACAGACCCGGCAAUGCCGAGCUGUCCGAGGAAGACCGCAAAGAAUUCACCGUAAUCUCAUCCUUCACCGAUCUGCCACUCGAAUCGGCCAAAUCCGCCGAAACCGAAAACGGCGCCGAAAAGGAGGAAAAGGCAACCGAAUCGACGGAGAAGGUUGACGCCGAAACGGAAAAGGAAGCCGUUGAAACCGAAACCGCCGCCGCUGCCGAAACCGAAAAUGGUGCUGAAGCGGAAAACGGUGCCAGCAAGCGCAAAAUUGACGAAACUGCCCAAGACGACGAAGCUCAGCGUCCCUCAAAGGUCGUCAAGGUUGACCAAAAUGGAGACAAUACAGUCGUUGAUGAUAGCGCUAAGCAAAAUGGUGAUGCAGAGGUCGCGAAACCCACUUCUACUGAUGCUGUUGCGGAAACCAAUGGUGCCAAACCAACCGACGGUGAACAGGCAACGAUGGACGUUGAUGCCGAAAUGACGGAUGUCCAAUCAACAACGUCGUCUACCGCUGCAGUUGAAACCGAAACUGAGAAAGUAACCGAAAAGACUGAAUCUGAAGAAUCUCCCAAGGAGAAGGAAGCUGAAAAAAAAGAAGCGGAAGUGGAAGCCAGUAAAACUGACAAGAAACAGGAUGACAAGCAGCCGGAAGAACCGGUAGCGAAGGGUGGAGAUGAUGAUAAAAAGGGGGACGAAGCGGAGAAAAAGGCGGCGAAGAACGUUAAGGUAGAAGAGGAUAAGAGCACGGAGGAAGAAGCGGCUCCACCACCAAAGAAGGCCAAAAUCGAAGAGGAUAAAAUGGACGUAGAUGAGGAGGACAGCGCUGCGGUGGUUGAAAAGAAGGAAGAGAGUACAGUAGAGAAGACUGCCGAAUCCACCACCGAGAAGGAUGCCGCCAAGGAGGAGGAUAAACCAGUGGAAAAAUCUGAUGAAACUGCCAAAACCGAAGUAACCUCAACGGAAACUGUAGAUAAAGAUGCACCCAAGGAAGUACCGGCGGAAGUUGCCGAAGAAGAGCCCGUAACAAGCACCAGCAAGACUGAAACAGAAGAAUCUGCCGAUACUGCACAAACCACAAAAACGGAACAAGCAGUGGAAAAGCCAACUGAGGAGAAGACUGCUGAUCCCAAGGAGGAAGCCAUGAAAGAGGAAACUGUUAGCGAAUCGAGUGAAAAGAAGGUGGAAGACAAGGCUGCUAACGAAGAGGAGACACAAAAGGAACCAAAAGAAUCUGUAACUGAAGAAAAGGCUACGAUCGAAAACGAGAAUAAAAUGGAUGAGGUAGACAACAAGGAUACAGAAACUGCACAAACAAAUGACGCACCUGCUCCAAAAGCCGAUACAGAUGUGGUCAAGGUUGGCGACGAUCAGAAAGAAGAACCCUCCAAAUUAGAAGAUGACAAAAUUAAGGAAACUGCUGAGAAAACCGAAGCGGAAGAUAAAACGGAAGCCUCAUCGUCCAAUGAUUCGAAACCAGACGCAAAACAGGUCGAAACAAAAGAAGAAAUUGUAGAUAAGAAGGAUACUGCGGAAACCAAGACGGCGGCCGAGGAAGUCAAAGAAACUGAGGAUGUGAAGGCGCCAGAACAGACUAAGGCAGCAGAGGAACCAAAGGUGGCGGAAGAAGAGCCCAAAGCGACGGACGAACCAAUGGUGGCGGAAGAGUCCAAGGCCGCAGAGGAAGCCACGACAACGGAAGAAUCCAAAACGACAGAAGAAACGAAAACUACAGAAGAAGAUAAUCCAGCAGUAGACACGAAAGCCGCCGAGGAAGUCAGUGCAAAGGAAGAUGACAAAAAAGCGGAAAAGGUUCAGGCAAAGGAAGAUGUCAAAGAAACGGUGGAAGUCAAGACAAAGGAAGAGGCCAAGGAAGCAGUAGAAGUCAAGACAAAGGAAGAGACCAAGGAAACGGUGGAAGUCAAGACAGUGGAAGAGGCCAAGGAAGUGGUAGAAGUCAAGUCGAAGGAAGAGACCAAGGAAACGGUUGAAGUCAAGGCAAAGGAAGAGACCAAGGAAACGGUAGAAGUCAAGGCAAAGGAAGAGGCCAAGGAAACGGUGGAAGUCAAGGCAAAAGAAGAGACCAAGGAAACGGUGGAAGUCAAGACAACGGAAAAAGUGGAAGAAACGAAAGAAGUUAAAACAUCAGAAGAAGGUCAAGCAGUAGAAGAGUCAAAGCCAACUGAUGUAACAAUGGUGGCUGAGGAAGAAAAAGUGGCGGAGGAAGCAAAGACGGUGGAAAAGAUCGAAGAAACGAAAGAGGUGAAGACUGAAGAAACACAAAAGAUGGACACAGAUAAGCCAGUAGAAACUGAUGUUGCUAAUUCGGAAACUACUGCAGCGGUGGAAGAAAAACCAGAAGAGAAAAUGGAUACAUCGGAUGACGUUUCCGAAACUAAAGGCAUCGAAGCAACUACGGCUGGUCCGGUUGAAGAAGUUGCUGUCGAAGCUAAGAAGGAAGACGUUGCUAUGGAAGCUGAAUCAACCGAUGCGGCAAAGGAGGAAACCAAAACAGAAGAACCCAAAUCAAAAGUAGAUAAGCCAGAGACGGAAGCCAUGGAAGUUGAUUCUGCAUCCGCCAGUGAAUCCGAAGCCAAGACUGAAUCAAAAACGCCAGAAGAAACCGCCGCACCGAAAGAAAGCAAAGCAGAAUCAGAUGAAGUGUCGACCACGAGCACAGAUGAAGUGAAAGAAAACGGUACGUCCGAAAAAGUGAACGGCAAGGAAGAACCGCGCGUUCCAGAAAAUGGCGAAGCAGAAUCCAAAGUGACAACGAAUGGAGAUCACGACGAAAAGGCCGACAGCGACAAGGAAAAUGACACAUCCGCCAGUAAUAUCGAAGAAGCGAGUUCAGCAUCCACCACCACCACUACUAACGGCACUAGCGCUGAGAGCGAUAGCAGUACGACCGCCGCCUCCUCCGAUGUAGUAGCGGAAAUCAAAUCAAAGAAGGCGGUCGACACAGUAGCGGACUCAGCGACGCCUCCGGUUGAAACCGAAUCGUAAAUCCUUUGAUUUUCUAGAUUGUAGACUUCUUCGGUUGAUAAGUAGGUAAAAAGUGGACAUCGAUGCUCCUUAAAACGAGCAGAAGACCACGUUCAACAUGCUUAAGAAUUUUUAUAUAAAUAUUUAUAUUAGCAGGACAAAGGACAAAACUAAAACUUCUCUCAAAUGCUGCUACAAAGAUUCGAUUUCGUUUCCGUUGUCUCAUAUCCAAAUAGUCAAGGAAACGAUCGAAUGUAACGAACAAAGUGAACAUCUAUUAAAUGUCAUAAAAGAGAAAAUUUAGACUUGUAUUGCCGUAUACUUACACUCGGAAGAUAUGCAUCUCUCUCAACACAGUAGGCGUUAAGAAUCUAAUCAAAGCAGUCUUAGUUUUUGACUUCAUGUGAGAUACAAACAAGGUGUGACUUUCUAGUUGUGAUGUUGUUUUAAUAUUGAAAGUGACGUUUUUUGUAAUUGACCCAUUUUUACCAAAUAAAAAAUGCAUUUGCUAACUAAGACUACAUUGGAAGCGUUCUAACGAGCAUACAAAGAAUGUGAUUGAUUGUUUUACACGAUUCGGCUGGAACCGACUUUCCGAGAGCGCAAAGAAACACAUCACUGCAUUUAUUAUGUCUUCCCACGGAACGGAGCACAAGGCACACAAAUAAGACUAACCAGAAACAUAGUUCCUCAACAACUAGUAAUAGAAACUAACGGAGUAGUAGUUAGUACUUGAAAAUAAGGAAGACGAGUCACCAUGCAACCGAUCGUGUUUAUCAGUUUGAAUCAGUAUCCUUGUAUGCUCACAUUCUGAGUCCAUGCAACCAAUCACAUCCAACGGAUAGACUGCCAAUCAAUUAUUGUUAGUUCAACAUGUUAUAAUUUGGAACUUCCUUCCGCAUGCUGCGAAAAUCUCAACAUGAAUAAAAAAAUAAACAGUUCAGUAUUAUCUUGUCGCUUCCUCUGACACAAAACUGGCUGCUGUUAAACUAAAGGUGAUUUUUUUUUCAAGCGUGAGAUAAAUUUAAAUGCGUCAGAUGUAAAACUUUUGAAUGCACUAAUUUCUUAUCGUUCUUCAUUUUCCAAUGUUUUCAAUAUUAUGUUAGAAAUAUGUUACAAUGGAGAGGAAAUGCGAUAUAAUCGAAUCUCACGUAAGUAUCGAACCACGUGAUUACAUUGGAAACAUUAUUGUAUGUCUGUGGAGUAAGAAGCCUGAAUGUUUUCCAUCUGAAACAACAGAAAAAUAAAAUUACGAAAUCAACUUUGUUCGAAGUUGUGUGUCAAUGGUAAAACAGAAAAACUAAAGAUAUUCAAAUAAAAGAGAAAGAUUACAUGCAGAAUAACGUAAGGACGGAAAUAAACUAACCAACAAUAUUUUAGGAAUUAUUUAAA
Molecule: messenger RNA, 5388 nt
Organism: Aedes albopictus (Asian tiger mosquito)
Lineage: Eukaryota; Metazoa; Arthropoda; Insecta; Diptera; Culicidae
Gene: Enoph
Product: enolase-phosphatase E1
Exons: 7
Coding region: 340-4017 (1225 amino acids)
Molecular function (GO): magnesium ion binding; acireductone synthase activity
Source: RefSeq, a predicted model, not a curated record